AUGGCAUGGCCGGGUCAAGGACGGCCAGAGGCUGAGCAGCGGCUGUUUGAGGGGCAGGUUCCCUCGGUGCCCAGCAGCAGCAGCCUUCCCGGCUUGGCAGCCCCCGGCGGCGCCGUGCCGGCCGCGGCGGCGCCCCUAGGAUUUGGCGGCGGCGGCAGCACUGGCGUGUGGGUGGAGAACACACUGGACGAGCCGGUGUGGGCGACGCUAAGGCGGGACGUGUACACAAUUGGUCGCAACAUGCGCAGCGUGCUGAUCCCCAUAGAUUGGGACUUUACAAACAGCGCGGCGGCGCUCGGAAAUUGGGACCUGUGGGGACCCUUGAUUUUCAUGCUUGGGCUCGCCAUCACGCUGUCGGCUGGGGAGAAGAAGCCGUCGGAUGUCUUUGCGCUGGUCUUCACUGAGGUGGCACUCGGGGCCGUGGUGCUCACCAUCAACGUCAUCCUGCUGGGGGGUGACAUCGUGUUCUUCCAGAGCAUGUGCCUCAUCGGGUACUGCCUCUUCCCCAUCAAUAUAGCGGCUAUAGUAUGCCUGUUCGUCAAGAUCAGGUGGGUGCGGCUGCUGGUGCUGAUCGUGUGCUUGGUGUGGGCGUCGGCGGCGGCGGUGCCGUUCAUCAGCAAAACUGUGGUGGACAGGCGGCGGGCGCUGGCUGUGUACCCCGUGCUGCUGAUGUACACCUCCAUAGGGUGGCUUGCGCUGACCGCGACGCUGCUUGAGCAGAUAACGCAGUACGCGCUGCGCGCGCGGCUGAGGGAGGCGCGAUCGGUCACGGCGGAGAUCUCAUGCGACGCCUUCAGCCUGCUGGCGGGGCGCGUGAACAGCGUGACCAUCAAGGGGGAGGGCUGGCGGUCGCCACUGGACCUGACCGCGCAGACGCUUGAGGCGACGGUGGGGGCGGCCGCGCUCGACUACGGGCAGGCGCUGAUGCGGCGCGAGAUCGUCCUGACAAACGUGCCGACGGGCACCGCGCGCGUGGUCUUCAGCGAGGCCGACCUGGGCAACUUCCUGGCGCAUCCGCUGGUGGCGGCGGCGGCGCAGACGGCGGUGCAGGGGGCGCCGUUUGUGUUUGACCGCGAGUCGGUGCGCAUCGAGGCGCCGUCUAGGGAGCGGCCUGAGGGCGUGAUCUUCCUGUCUGGCACGUGGCGGCGCGACAACGUGCGGUACCAGGUCGAGCUGCUGCCCGUGGCGCGCGGCGUGGCGGUCGGGCGCGGCGUGCACGCCCACGCGAUCGCGCUCGGCAUCGGCGGCCGCUCUACCCCCGCUCCACCGGCCCCCGCUUGA
Monoraphidium neglectum is the source of this 1281-nucleotide messenger RNA. Its product is annotated as Protein YIPF6. Gene Ontology annotation, cellular component: membrane; trans-Golgi network. Gene Ontology annotation, biological process: endoplasmic reticulum to Golgi vesicle-mediated transport. The transcript has 11 exons. Lineage: Eukaryota; Viridiplantae; Chlorophyta; Chlorophyceae; Sphaeropleales; Selenastraceae. Bases 1 to 1281 code for a protein of 426 amino acids. The record is from RefSeq and is a predicted model, not a curated record.